AUGUCAUAUUCCAAGUUAAGUACGAUCUCUUUUGGGGCCGACAAUUGGUGUUUGGGUUUGCAGCCCAUCUACAACCGUGGACUAUUGACAGCACUAAGCAACGGGUGUAUACAGAUCAUUGACUGGAACCGUAACGAUGUUCUGGAGAAAAUUCAAGCACAUGAGACGCCCAUAAAUGACAUGAAGCUCAUAAAUAGCGACACCAGUAAUGCGACUUUGGUGGCCACCGCAGCGGAGGAUGCAGUUAAGGUGUUCGAUUUGAGAAGCCGGGAUUCGGUAGCGACCCUUAAAAAUGAAAAAUCCGCUCCGUUUCUGUCGCUAGACUCAAGACAUGGAUUCUUAGCCUGUGGAACGGAAUUGAGCGGAGUGGAUGCAGUGCUGCAACUCUACGACGUGAGAAAAUGGGGGUCACCGUUUCGGUCUUUUGUGGACUCCCACCAUGACGAUAUCACGACAAUCAAGUUCCACCCUAGCGAUCGCAACGUGCUACUGAGCGGUGCCACAGACGGCUACGUUAACAUUUACGAUUUGACACAGGAUGACGAAGAAGAUGCAUUGCACCAGGUAAUCAACUUCGCGUCCAUCCACUCGAGCGGGUGGUGCUCUCCAAAACGGAUCUACACAUUGUCGCACAUGGAGACCUUUGGAAUCCACGAGCUGAACGACAAACAAGAGGAAUCCAGAGAACCCAAACCUGUAGAAUUUGGAGAUGUCAGAAAACCUUGGGAUUGCUCCUACGUGGUCGACGUCUACCCCGGAUUCAUUGCGACCGGGAAAAGUGACGACGGACAAGGUCGUGGCGAGCUCAAGUUGAUCCCGUUUCAAAACGAAAAGGUCCAGUUGGACGCUGCGGUGACCAUCCCACAGGCCCACGGCGACGAGGUCGUCAGAGACGUGCUUGUUCCCGCUUCGAAUCAACAAUUAUUGUAUUCCUGCGGUGAAGACGGUCACGUGAACGUUUGGAAAUCCAGUUUUGAAGGUAUGAGCGUACCCUCGGAAUUCUGGUCAUAUUCUGAUCCUAUUGACGUAUUCCAAGAUGAUUUACCGGUGGUUGAAAUGGGCGAUAUGGAGUCAGAAACCUCUGAAAAGACCCCAGAUCCUGUUGAGACGAAAACUAGUCGGAAAAGUGACGAAAAAAAGAGAGAAAAGAGCUCCAAAAGAUCUACCAAAUCCGCAUCCAGAGAUCACAGAUUCCAGCCAUACUAG
Messenger RNA from Lachancea sp. 'fantastica', 1206 nucleotides. The record is from the annotation of a GenBank genome assembly. NCBI's taxonomy places the organism in Eukaryota, Fungi, Ascomycota, Saccharomycetes, Saccharomycetales, Saccharomycetaceae.